Messenger RNA from Arabidopsis arenosa, 491 nucleotides. NCBI's taxonomy places the organism in Eukaryota, Viridiplantae, Streptophyta, Magnoliopsida, Brassicales, Brassicaceae. The record is from the annotation of a GenBank genome assembly.
UUCCUUUUGCUUUGAUCUCAACAAUGGCGGGAAACAAAGGGAAGCCAUUGCCAAAGUUUGGGGAAUGGGAUGUGAACAAUCCCGCAUCAGCCGAAGGAUUCACAGUCAUUUUCAGCAAAGCUAGUGAUGAGAAGAAGACCAAGAAAGCAUCCGGCGCUGGCCCUAAUAGUCUGGUUUCACCUCAGAGAAACCAAAACUCCGAUCAAAACAAUCACCAUGAUUCCCAAAACCCAAAAGCUAAGAACAAAUGGUUUUGCUUCCGUUAAUUCCUGCGAUCUUCUGAAGAACCCGAGGGGUAGGGAAGCUGAAGCAGUUUUGCAGAGAGAUCUCAAACAAAGUGAAACAAAAGGGUUAAGGGUUAAACACCCAAUACAUCUCAGCUUUCUUCAUCUCUCUUCUGCUGAUAUUAUACUUGUUCAGUAAACUUUUUGUUCCUUUCUUUUUGUUUGCCAAUGUUUUGCCCACAAUGGAUAUAAAUUGUAUCUUUUGAC